AUGGACAUUGAAGCAUACUUUGAAAGAAUCAGUUAUCAGAACUCCAGGAGCAAACUGGACUUGCAGACGCUAACUGAAAUCCUUCAGCACCAGAUAAAAGCUAUACCAUUUGAGAACUUGAACAUCCAUUGUGGGGAAGCCAUGGAGCUGGGCUUAGAGGCCGUUUUUGAUCACAUUGUGAGGAAGAAGCGGGGUGGGUGGUGUCUCCAGGUCAAUCAUCUGCUGUACUGGGCUCUGACCACGCUAGGUUUCGAGACCACAAUGUUAGGAGGAUGUGUUUAUAGCCCUUUUACCUGCAAAUAUAGCAACACCAUCCUUCACCUUCUACUACAGGUGACCAUCAGUGGCAAAAAAUAUAUUGUGGAUGGUGCCUUCCCAUUUUCCUGCCAGAUGUGGGAACCUCUGGAGUUAAUUUCUGGGAAGGACCAGCCUCAGGUGCCUGCCAUCUUCAACCUGAUGGAAAAGAAUGGAAUUUGGUACCUGGAACAAAUUAAAAGACAAGAAUAUGUUCCAAACCAAGAGUUCAUUGGUUCUAACUUCCUUGAGAAGAGCAAACACCGGAAAAUCUACUCUUUUACUCUUGAACCUCGAACAAUUGAAGACUUCAAGGUUGUGAGUGCAUACUAUCAGGCAUCUCCAACAUCUAUGAUGGUGAACACAUCGCUUUGCUCCCUGCAGACCAAAGAAGGGGUUCAUGGCUUAAUGGGCACUAUUAUUGCCUAUAAGAAAUUCAAUUACAAGGACAAUGUAGAUCUGGUAGAGUUUAAGAAUCUGAAGGAGGAAGAAAUAGAAGAAGUCCUGAAGAGUGUAUUUGGUAUUCACUUGGAGACAAAGCUUGUGCCCAAACCUACCAGUGGUUUCUUUACUAUUUAG
Acomys russatus (golden spiny mouse) is the source of this 873-nucleotide messenger RNA. RefSeq names its product arylamine N-acetyltransferase 3-like. The transcript has a single exon. Gene Ontology annotation, molecular function: acetyltransferase activity. The record is from RefSeq and is a predicted model, not a curated record. Bases 1 to 873 code for a protein of 290 amino acids. Lineage: Eukaryota; Metazoa; Chordata; Mammalia; Rodentia; Muridae.